CAGUGUAGUAGCCCCACUAUAUGAGCGCAGCCCAGCGAUCCGAGCAGGGACUGUGUUAAAGGAGGCGCACGAUGGAUGGAACCGACGCGAACCGGAGGAGCUGCUCCAAGGCAGAGACCGAGCCGCUGCAGGCAGUCGGUCUGGCCGGGGACAAUGACAGCCAGGGCAGCCCUGCUGGGAACGACAGAGUUACUUUGAAGAAGGAAAUUGGACUUUUGAGCGCGUGUGCCAUUAUUAUCGGAAACAUCAUCGGCUCGGGGAUCUUCAUCUCUCCUAAGGGGGUCCUGGAGCACGCGGGCUCCGUGGGCCUGUCCCUCAUCGUGUGGGUGCUGGGCGGAGGGAUCUGCGCCCUGGGCUCCAUGUGCUAUGCCGAGCUGGGCGUCACCAUCCCCAAGUCUGGAGGAGACUACUCCUACGUCACCGAGAUCUUCGGCGGCCUGGUUGGGUUCCUGCUGCUGUGGAGCGCGGUGCUCAUCAUGUACCCCACCACGCUGGCCGUCAUCGCCCUCACCUUCUCCAACUACGUCCUGCAGCCCGCCUUCCAGGACUGCGUGCCGCCCUACAUGGCCACCCGGCUGCUGUCCACCAUCUGCAUCUUGUUCCUCACCUGGGUGAACUGCUCCAGCGUUCGUUGGGCCACCCGGAUCCAGGACGUCUUCACCGUGGCGAAGCUCCUCGCUCUGGGCCUCAUCAUCGUGGUGGGGCUGGUCCAGAUCUGCAGAGGCUACGGCGACAACCUUGUGCCCAGCGUGGCGUUCGAGUUCCUGAAGGAGCCGUCCGUGGGUCAGGUGGCGCUGGCAUUCCUCCAGGCCUCCUUCGCCUUCAGCGGCUGGAACUUCCUCAACUACGUCACCGAGGAGGUGGUGGAGCCGCGCAAGAACCUGCCCCGGGCGAUCUACAUCUCCAUCCCCCUGGUGACGCUGGUCUACACCCUGACCAACAUCGCAUACUUCUCCUCCAUGACGCCGGAGGAGCUGCUGGCUUCCAACGCAGUGGCCGUGACGUUUGGAGAGAAGUUGCUGGGGAUGUUCUCCUGGGUGAUGCCCAUCUCUGUGGCUCUGUCCACCUUCGGAGGGAUCAACGGAUACCUGUUCACCUCCUCCAGGCUGUGUUUCUCAGGGGCCAGGGAGGGCCACCUGCCCUACCUACUGGCCAUGAUCCACCUGAAGAACUGCACCCCCAUCCCUGCUCUGCUGCUCUGUUGCAUCGCCACCAUCUUCAUCCUGUGCAUCGGUGAGACCCACAACCUCAUCAACUACGUGUCCUUCAUCAACUACCUGUCCUACGGGGUCACCAUCGCCGCACUGCUCUACCUGCGCUGGAAGAAGCCCAACAUCAUGAGGCCCAUCAAGGUGAACCUGCUGAUCCCCAUCAGCUACAUGGUGUUCUGGGCCGUGCUGCUGGGCUUCAGCAUGUACUCUGAGCCCGUGGUGUGCGGCCUGGGCAUGGUCAUCAUGCUGACCGGCGUGCCCGUCUACUUCCUGGGCGUCGUCUGGAAAAACAAGCCCAAAUGGGUGUACAGCACCCUGGAGCGGGUCACCUACGUGGGCCAGAAGCUGUGCUACGUGGUGUUCCCCCAGGACGACCCGCUGGAGCUGGUACCCCUCGCCCCGUCCAAGGCCAGCGACUGACCCGCCCCCUGACCCCCGACCCGUGACCCGUGACCCCGACCGGAGCGCUCUGAUCCUAUGCCAGUGGUUCUCGUCACAUUCUCCCUGUGUGUGUGUGUGCGUUAGGGCUUUGACUCCGAACUUCGUUAUUCGAAUGUAAUUCAAAUAACAAAAAAAAAAUCAAAAUUCGAACGAAUAUUAGGCAGCCCAUAAUAUUCGAAGCUGUUACGGGCAGGCCAAGAGGGAGAGACGUCGGAGAACCCGACGCAGUCUAUUCAUAAUAUUGUAAUGACCACGGAAGAGGCAGUGAAUGAAGUAUUGAUUACACAGCGAUUUAUUAGAAACCUAAUAAACCGUUGGAACGCGCAAGACCGGUAACCAUAGCAACAAACCUCGCGAAGCCCAAUCCAGGUCUUACUGAAGGCAUUUAAUGGUCAAAAUAUUAUUAAUAAUUAUUCGAAUAUAUUCGAAUAUUAAUAUUAAUUAACGAACGAACUUCGAAUAUGAUUUUUGGGCAAAAGUCAAAGCCCUAGUGUGCGUGUGCGUGUGUACGUGUGUGUGUGUGUGCAUUGAGUAUUUUUAUGAAACAGUCCAUUGUCGAUGCUCCAGUUCUAAGCUGUGGAUGAGUGAGUGAUGGAUGGAUGAAUGGAUAGACAGACGAUGGACGAAUGGACAGAUGGAGUGGGGUCACACACUGGUCGCAUACGCAGAAGACAUCGCAUGUUUCUAAAAUGUGAACCACAGGUUUCAAUAACGGUGCUUCCCCCCCCUCCCCCCUCCUCCCUCCUGCCAGCUCAACU
Molecule: messenger RNA, 2410 nt
Organism: Gadus chalcogrammus (walleye pollock)
Lineage: Eukaryota; Metazoa; Chordata; Actinopteri; Gadiformes; Gadidae
Gene: slc7a10a
Product: solute carrier family 7 member 10a
Exons: 11
Coding region: 72-1631 (519 amino acids)
Biological process (GO): amino acid transmembrane transport; D-alanine transmembrane transport; D-serine transmembrane transport
Cellular component (GO): membrane
Molecular function (GO): neutral L-amino acid transmembrane transporter activity; L-amino acid transmembrane transporter activity
Source: RefSeq, a predicted model, not a curated record